Molecule: messenger RNA, 2934 nt
Organism: Nannospalax galili (Upper Galilee mountains blind mole rat)
Lineage: Eukaryota; Metazoa; Chordata; Mammalia; Rodentia; Spalacidae
Gene: Dsg3
Product: desmoglein 3
Exons: 16
Coding region: 1-2934 (977 amino acids)
Biological process (GO): homophilic cell-cell adhesion
Cellular component (GO): plasma membrane; desmosome
Molecular function (GO): calcium ion binding
Source: RefSeq, a predicted model, not a curated record
AUGACCUGGCUUCGCGUUGGAGCCCCAAGAGCUCUGGCCAUCUUCAUGAUGGUCCUGCUGGUUUAUGGAGAACUGCAGAUAGAGUCAAAGGGACAGCACAGAGGUGAGGCCGCCGGACAGCAGGUCAGGAGAAGACAGAAGCGGGAAUGGGUGAAAUUUGCAAAGCCCUGCCGGGAAGGAGAAGACAAUUCGAAAAGAAACCCAAUUGCCAAAAUCACGUCAGAUUUCCAAGCAACACAAAAAGUUACCUAUCGCAUUUCUGGAGUGGGAAUUGAUCAGCCUCCCUUUGGAAUCUUCGUUGUUGACCAAAACACUGGUGAUAUUAACAUAACAGCCAUAGUUGAUCGCGAGAAAACCCCAAGCUUCCUGAUCACGUGCCGAGCUGUAAAUGCCCUGGGGCAAGAUGUAGAGAGACCACUUAUACUAACAGUCAAAAUUUUAGACAUUAAUGAUAACCCUCCAGUAUUUUCACAAAAGAUAUUUGAGGGUGAAAUUGAAGAAAACAGUGCUUCAAACUCACUGGUGAUGAUCCUGAAUGCCACAGAUGCAGAUGAACCAAACCACUUGAACUCCAAAAUUGCCUACAAAAUCGUCUCCCAAGAACCUGCAGGCAUGCCCAUUUUCCUUAUAAGCAGAAACACAGGGGAAGUCCGCACUUUGACCAAUACUCUUGAUCGAGAGCAAAUCAGCAGCUACCACCUGGUUGUGAGCGGUGCCGAUAAGGACGGAGAAGGACUGUCAGCUCAAUGUUCCUGUAGCAUUAAAGUGAAAGAUGUCAACGAUAACUUCCCAGUGCUCAGAGACUCUCAGUAUUCAGCACGUAUUGAGGAAAAUUCUUUAAAUUCUGAGUUACUCCGAUUUCAAGUGACAGAUUGGGAUGAAGAAUACACGGAUAAUUGGUUGGCUGUAUAUUUUUUCACCUCUGGAAAUGAAGGGAAUUGGUUUGAAAUUGAAACAGAUCCCAGAACCAAUGAAGGCAUCCUGAAGGUGGUUAAGGCUCUAGAUUAUGAGCAAAUGCAAACCAUGAAAUUUAGUAUUGCUGUCAGAAACAAAGCCAAGUUCCAUCACUCUGUGAUCUCUCAGUAUCAAGUGCAGUCAACUCCAGUCACAAUUCAAGUCAUCAAUGUCCAUGAAGGAAUUUCAUUCCAUCCUGCUUCCAAGACAUUUACUGUGCAAAAAGGCACAAGUAUUAACAAAUUGAUUGGUUAUAUCUUGGGAACAUAUCAAGCCACGAACGAUGACACCGGUAAAGCAGCCUCAUCUGUCAGAUACGUUCUGGGUCGUAAUGAUGGCGGUUUGCUCGCUAUCGAUUCAAAAACUGCUCAAAUCAAAUUUGUCAAAAACAUCGACCGAGAUUCUACAUUCAUAGUGAACAAAACAAUCACAGCCGAGGUUCUGGCCAUAGAUGAAAAUACUGGGAAGACUUCCACAGGCACAGUACAUGUCGAAGUGCCCAGCUUCAAUGAAAACUGCCCAUUGGUUGUCCUAGAGAAGGAAGAGAUCUGUAGUUCAUCACCUUCCGUCGUUGUCUCAGUGAGAACCCUGGAGAGGGGCAGAUACACUGGUCCCUACACCGUGUCACUGGAAGAGCAGCCUCUGAAGCUGCCAGCCAUGUGGAAUGUCAGAACCCUGAAUGAUACCUCAGCAGUCCUACGGGCCCAGCAACAGGUGUCUCCCGGAGUGUACAGUGUCUCCCUCGUUGUGAAGGACAAUCAGGGUGUACAGUGUGACACACCAGAGACUUUGACUCUGACUGUGUGUCAGUGUGACGAAAGGAGCAGGUGCAGAGCCCCCAACCCAAGCAGAGGGCCUUAUAUCACACACAGGGAGUCAUCCUGGAGGCUGGGCCCUGCUGCCAUCGGCUUGAUCCUGCUGGGACUUCUGCUGUUGCUGUUGGCUCCCCUUCUGCUGUUGACCUGUGACUGUGGGACAGGUCCCAUCGGAGGGGUGACAAGUGGUUUCAUCCCAGUGCCUGAUGGUUCAGAGGGAACAAUCCAUCAGUGGGGAAUCGAAGGAGCCCAGCCUGAAGACAAGGAAAUCACAAAUAUCUGUGUUCCACCUAUAACAACCAAUGGAGCAGAUUUCAUGGAAAGUUCUGAAGUCUGUACAAAUACGUAUGCAGGAGGGACAGUGGUGGAAGGCGCUUCGGGAAUGGAGAUGACCACCAAGCUGGGAGCAGCCGCUGGAUCGGGAGCUGCUGCGGCUCUUGGCAUCUGCUCCUUGGGGCAUUCGGGAACGAUGAGAACGAGGCAUUCCACCGGAGGCACCUUGAAGAACUAUGUCACUGGACCAGUGAACAUGGGCUUCCUGGAUUCAUACUUCUCUCAAAAAGCAUUUGCCUGUGCGGAGGAGGAGGAAGAGCAGGAUACAACCGACUGUUUGCUGAUCUACGAUGACGAAGGCAGGGAUGAGGCCUCCUGUUCUAUGGAUGACAUCAGCUCUUGCAGCUUCAUUGAUGACGACCUGGAUGACAAUUUCCUGGACUCACUUGGCCCCAAAUUUAAAAAGCUUGCAGAGAUAUGUCUCAGGAUCAAUGACGAAACCCAGCCAGCUCAGGCAGCCUCUAGAGACAGUGGUCCUGGGGCUGAAGCCUGCUCCAUGGAAGUCCCCCUGUCAGGGCCUAACAGGAGCCAGACUUUGCCUGGCAGUCAAGGUGUUUCUGGGCCUGUCCAGUCUGGGUCUGUCCACCCCACCAUUGUGAUCCCCGACCCUCUACAGCAUGAUAACUACACACUCACAGAGACUUACGCAGCUUCUGGUACCUUUGUGCAACCCACCACUGCAGCUUUUGAUCCACGUCUCACCCAGAAUGUCACAGUGACAGAGAGGGUGAUCUGCCCCCUCCCUAGUGUUCCUGGCAGCACAGCUCUUCCCACAGAGCUGCGAGGUUCAUACAGCAUGCUCUACACAAAGGAGCUUUGUUCCCAUCUCUGA